Messenger RNA from Struthio camelus australis, 504 nucleotides. NCBI's taxonomy places the organism in Eukaryota, Metazoa, Chordata, Aves, Struthioniformes, Struthionidae. The record is from RefSeq and is a predicted model, not a curated record.
GGGACGCUGGGGACACCGAGGACACCAGGGCCACUGGGGCCACUAGGGGCACCAGGGGCACUGAGUCCACCAGGGCCACCAGGGCCACCAGAGACAUUAGUGCCCCUGGGGCCAUCAGGAGCACCGGGGCCACCAGGGGCACCAGGGCCACCUGGGAUACUGGGGCAUGUGGACGCGGGGCGCAGGGACACAGGGAUGUGGGGACGGCCACUGCAGGGACACUGGGGAUAUUGGGGGACAUGGGGACAGUGGGGAUGGCCAGGGACGCCGGGGAGCAGGGACGUGGGGACACCAGGGACACCAGGCCAUGGAGAUGUGGGGACACCAGGGACACCAGGGCAUGGGGACAUGGGGGCACCAGGGACACCAGGGCAUGAGGACAUGGGGGCACCAGGGCACAGGGACAUGGGGACACUGGAGCACCGAGACAUGGGGACACUGGGGCACAGACACCAGGGCAUGGAGAUGUGGGGACACCAGGGCAUGAGGACAUGGGGACACUGA